AUGUAUUUCCAAGCCGUUAUCCACUUAUUGUGCUGGAUACCAUCUCCUUGCAAAUGCCCCAACAGCAUUUCACCAAUCAGCCCCUCCUUCAUAUCCGAUACUUGUUUUUCUGUUCUGUCGUCUUCGGCGUUUAUUUGUGUCUAUGGUUGGUCUCGGUUUCUACCGACGCUCGUGUCCCCCAUUUCCCGUCCAAGUCCUCCACCCAACCCAAAUAUAAAGCGCCAAUGUCUCCCGGUUUAUUCCAGCUCCUUUCCCAGAGGUAGCUUCGCCUUCCCUCAGACUUUUUUUCACACAACUGCCCACUUGAUCCCCGGUUACGAGCUACGGGCUACGGGCUACGGGCCAAGUUUGCUCCCGAGUCCGUCCUCACACUCACGGACUGAUCAUGUGAAUAAACGAGGCCUGCCACAGUCUGCUCUCAAGUCGAGUUGGCAGGGUGAACUCACAGACGGGAAAGAUGAAGUCGGGCAAGAGGAGCAGAGCCGAGAGAGAACUGCUCAAGGCAGCCAGAAUCAAUCCACAGAAAGUCUAUUUUUUACAGUUAAAUGACAGCCUCAACCGACCCUAGGCAUCACUGUGCUCUUCAAGGCGCCCAUUGGUAUUCAUAUCUAUGUUUUUGCCGAUACCUACUCGUUUGCCCAGCCCAUUCGGUCUCCGCCCAUCUUUUUGCCCCAACCCACGUCCUUCCCCUGUGGCCCAGCAAAUUGCUGUAACUUUAUGCUUGAAUGUCCGUGUAUUUAG
Protopolystoma xenopodis is the source of this 741-nucleotide messenger RNA. The record is from the annotation of a GenBank genome assembly. Lineage: Eukaryota; Metazoa; Platyhelminthes; Monogenea; Polystomatidea; Polystomatidae.